This is a messenger RNA of Xenopus tropicalis (tropical clawed frog), 4967 nucleotides long. Lineage: Eukaryota; Metazoa; Chordata; Amphibia; Anura; Pipidae. The record is from RefSeq and is a predicted model, not a curated record.
CAGGAAUAGCUCCAACAAAUGCAGCCACGGCUCUAAUUUUAGCCAAUAUAUAUGUAUGACUACAGAUACUUUUUCUGUAUACUGCAGAAAGCUCUCGGGUAACAUUACCAUUUAAUAAUAAUAAAGCACUCAGCGAUACAGCACAUACAUCCAACAAGCCACGGUGCCAGUCCCGCUUAUAAACAUUCCAUUGACGCCAUGAAGCUCCACAUGACAUCUCCAGCCUCCAGCCUAUGAGCUUGCAGCCUAACUCAGAGCGGCAUGAAAGUGACGCAUUCGCUAGGCCGCGCCCCCCUGUCAGUGUGUGACGUAUCGCAAUGUUCCAGAAGGUGGGCGGAGCUCCGGUGUGAGGGCGCUGUGUUUUGGAGCGCUGCGCUGGGUAGGGCAAAUCGAGUUUCACGGUGACGGAUGUAUCCUUGAGCGGUUUCUUUGGCCCGAAGGAAGUUUAACCUCCCAGAGUCUCUCCUUAAAGUUCCAUGGUUCAUAAGGACCGCAAUGAGCCGCCCGUCCUCUGCCGGACCCUGCGCUAGCAAACCGUGUGGCAAGCAAAAGCAGCCGCCGCCACCACCGCCACCCCACGCUGCGUCUCUGUCGCUGCCUGCCACGAUUUCCGGCGGUCCCGGCUCCUCUGCCCCCCCACCCCCGGCGGCGGCAGCAGCAGCAAUCACGGGCCCGCUGUCCCAGCAGCACCAGGAGCUGACGUCGCUGUUCGAGUGUCCGGUCUGUUUUGACUAUGUCCUGCCGCCUAUCCUGCAGUGCCAGGCCGGGCACCUGGUGUGUAACCAAUGCCGCCAGAAGCUGAGCUGUUGCCCGACUUGCAGGGCCUCCCUCACCCCGAGUAUUCGGAACCUGGCAAUGGAGAAAGUGGCCUCUGCUGUCCUAUUCCCCUGCAAGUAUGCUUCUACUGGAUGCUCUCUAUCUCUCCAUCACACUGAGAAGCCAGAACAUGAGGACAUCUGUGAAUACCGGCCAUACUCCUGCCCUUGUCCCGGAGCGUCCUGUAAAUGGCAGGGAUCAUUGGAAAAUGUUAUGCAGCACCUUACCCACUCCCACAAGAGCAUCACCACCCUUCAGGGAGAAGAUAUAGUUUUCCUUGCAACAGACAUUAACCUGCCUGGUGCUGUCGAUUGGGUGAUGAUGCAGUACUGUUUUAACCACCAUUUUAUGUUGGUGCUGGAGAAACAGGAGAAGUAUGAGGGACACCAGCAGUUCUUUGCCAUUGUCCUCCUUAUAGGCACACGAAAGCAAGCUGAGAAUUAUGCCUACAGACUUGAACUCAAUGGAAACCGGAGGCGCUUGACAUGGGAAGCUACGCCAAGGUCCAUCCAUGACGGGGUAGCUGCCGCAAUCAUGAACAGUGAUUGCUUAGUUUUUGAUACUGCAAUUGCACACUUGUUUGCAGACAAUGGAAACUUGGGCAUCAAUGUAACCAUAUCCACAUGUUGUCCAUGAUACUUUGUUUUGUGAUCGCUGUGAAAAAGUUAUUUAAUGGGCUAUAUUUGAAUAGAGUACAGUUUGCAUUUUUUUUCCUACAAAAUGGACUUGAAACAUCACUUCGUAAAGACCCUAAAUAUUCUCUUCUAUAUAUUUUUAACUUUGGGGAGUGCCAGAUCGCUGUUCAAUAACUUCCCUACACUCCUCUUGCACUUUAAGAGUUAGAGGCUCUAUGUUCGUGUGAAACAUUGUAAGAUGACAUCAUACAAAUAUUUGUUAUAUUUUCUUAUAAAAAGCGUUAAUGACAGCUUUGAUUGUUUAGCAUAGGCAGAAAUCAUAAGCUUCAAAUAUUGCACAUUGUCUUAAACAAUUGAAAUUUGACAAGCAUUUUUUUGCUUUUUACAUUGACUGUGGAUGGUAAAAUAAUAAUUGUACACACAAUAAGCUAUACCUAUGUACUAAUGUCAGGACAUUCAUUCUACAAAGAAAGGGGGGGAGUUCUGCACUUCUCUCAUGGCCAAAUUUAUUUAAGGAAAAUGGGAAAAUUCUCAACUCCAGAAUAACAAAUAUAUCAAUUGAUAUAUUGUACAAAUGUUGUUUUCUGAUAUAGAUGUACUUUAGUGCUAAAUCAGUCUGUUUGCAGGGAGUAAAUCCCAGGGGCGAUGCUUUAACAUCUCCACUUCUGCAUUGCAAAGCUGAAGAAAUGGCAGGUUAGUGUGUCUGGCAAAUGUUUCCAUCCACUCUGUUGUUUUAAUUUAGUGGUGUGUGUGCGCUACAAACAUUUCAGUCUCUGUAUUCUUCAUUGACACAAUGAAACAGCCCCAAUAGCUGCUGUACAGGGAUAUAGAUAAUGGUGCUGCUCUUUCUGUCUAUGGAGAAUCCCACUUCAGAGGCCUUCAGCAAUGCAGCUUUUAUGCAGCAUAAAUACUCUGUCCUUGUUGUAAUGUACACUGUACAAGAUAUGGCUUUUUUUAAAUGCAUAUUUAAGGGAGCUUUUUUUUUUUUUAUCAAUUUUACUUACUUUCUCAGUUUAGUUCUGCUGCAAGUGCUUUGAAACAUAUCUUUGUGUGGAAGAUAAACCCUACUUAUAAACUGUUCCUUUAAAGGGAUACCCUCUUUAGCAGUGCUGUAAGCCAAAAGUGAACCCCCUUGUGUUUUCCAUAUGAAUAUUUUUUUUUCAGCACUGUAUUUACUGAUCUUUGCCUAAGGCAAAUAAGCUGUGCCAUUUUAACUUGUAGUUUCAUGCAAGACUUUAGCCUUGAGUUUCAUGUGUUCCGACAUAGAGAAAGUAUAGACUACUUUCCACAAAAUUGCUGCAGCAUGUGUCUUUGUUGACAGAUGUUUUUGAUGCCUGUAGCCUGUCUUAAUUGCUACCAUUCUUCUGGCUUUAGUGCCUGUUAAAGACAAGCAAAGCUAGCUUGUCACGCAUUAGGCAUUUCACUGGAAAGCACCCCCUUUACCUACUUGGUUUGACCUAGUAAACAACCCAUGUCCCUUAGCUCAGUGAUAGAAUUGAACAGACUUCUACCAGGGUCUGAACUGAGGGACAGAAGGUAAUAUAACCCCUGUGUUUCCAGUGGGUUAUGGUGCUUUUUAUUGGAGAAAAUACAAUGUGGUCUUUUAAAUGGGGCUUCAUAUCAGUUGCUCCUUUUGUGAUGCCAAUGUAUACUGUUUUUUGUUUUAUUGUUAUAUAUGUGAAUAAUAUAUAUUUUAUAACAAUGUUAUUGAUGUUGAGUUAUGCAGUUGCUACAUUUGUGCUUUGUGUACUUAAAAAAUGGAUCUCCUGACAGACACAGAAACACGUUAUAGGAUAUUAUUUCUUACCGGAAUUAGGCAUUUUUCAUACCUCACUUAAUUCUGCCUAAAGCAUUCAGUCCUUUCAUGUUUGAAUUUAGAGCUGCUAGGAUGACAUGUCUUCCAACAUGGGUAUACACUGAAGUAAGGAACAGGCAUGUAAUGUAGAUUACGUGUCUGUUCCUUACUUCAGUGUGUACCCAUGUUGGAAGACAUGUCAUCCUAGCAGCUCUAAAUUCAAACAUGAAAGGACUGAAUGGUUUAGGCAGUUCUUUGUGUAAACUAGUUAUUUCCCCUAUACCAAAUCUUUACCAUCACUGUCAACAUUGGUGCCACUGAAACAUUAUUUUGGCAAACAAACCUGUUUUACCAACCAGAAAAAUAUUAAAAAUAUUUAAUCUAGGUUAAAAAUGUGUCUUUUGUAGCCAUUGUAUCAAAAACAAUUGCACAGAAAAUAGAUUUGGAAAUCAACUAGAUCUAUAUAUAGAUCAGCUAUUUUAAAAUGGAUGAUUCAUGGGAUUAUGUUCCUUCUUGUAAUUUUGUAUUACUCAAAUAGUACUGUUAGCAUCUAAAUGCAUUAUAGUAUUAUAGUAUGUAGGACAAAUGCCUUUAUAAUGCACACAGAUUUCCUCUGUGACUUUUGAACUUUCAUAAUAUUCCAUGAGGGAACAUUAUCCCCUGUGUCAUCUAUUUGUUUAAAUUUACAAUUGGUGCAUUAUUCCUUAUGACUGAGCAUACUUGAUUGAUGUCACAACUGUGAGUGCAGCUGACAGAGAAUGCUGGAGUUUGCCAACAGAAAAAGGACUGGGUUUGGUAGAACAUACCUUCUUACACUUAAGUGACGUAAUGGACACUUGUUCUCUCCUAUAAUAUAAUUAUGGUAGCAUUAUUGGACAGCUGAGCCAGUGACAAGAAUAUGAACUUGCAUGUAAAGACUGAGAGCCAUCAACAGUGCCAUAGCAAGAGCAGACUCCUGAGUAUUGAUGUUGGCUUGCAGCAUUCUGCAACACCGGUCCAUGUGUAGCAUACAUUUUUACAAUGAGGUUUGCAGGAAACGUAUUAGGCAUUUAUGAAUGUUAUCAUUAUAAAUCCUUCCCAAACCCCUCUCAUGUGUUACAGUUGGAAAGGGUGGGAGUGGUAGUGUUUCUGUGGGAUACUUUUAUUAAAGUGUACAUUAGAUUACAAAAAAAACACAAUCUUUUUGCAUAUUGGUUUUUUUCCUGUUAUGACCAUAUUUAAUCAUCUUGUGUAUUUUUUGGGCUCAGUGGACAGAGUGGCCUUCAUUUCAUUUGUGUAUAGCAUAUACUUUACAUAGACAACAGCUAGUAAGGUAUGGGGAUUAUUGUUUUGGAUGUGCAUACACUAAAUUCACCUCAAUCUACAAUGCCUUUUAUUUAUUUUACAUGAUUCUGAUAACUUGUUUAUCGUCUAUUCUCAUAACACUGUCUCUAAAAAUACCACACAUGUUUUGUAAAUUCUGUUAUAAUAGGCAAAACUAACCGUAUUAAUGCUUACCAACUUAUUUUUAAGUCUGUAUAAGUAUAUAUGGUUAACAUUUGUGCUGGAGUUUGGAUCUGUGAUCAUCUGUUUACAUUUGAUUUCCUCUGAAGUCACAUACCUGUCAAUAUUGUAAAGGACAGAAAAACAACAACAAUUUGAUGGUCUGUCCUGUCAGUGCUGUUUUAAUAAUUGCCAUAUUUACUAUAGUUUUAUAAUAAAAUCUUCUUGUAAAAGAAAAA